AUGUACAAUUUUAUUAAUUCAGGGCAUAAAUUUCCUGUAACUCACAGGGAUAAAUUUUUUUGGAAACCGACAGUAAAAGGCGUAAUACACAACAGUAUAUUGGAUUUGAUUGGCAAUACCCCACUCGUGAAGCUGAAUAAAAUUCCGAAAGCAAACAAUUUGGAAUGCGAAAUUUAUGCUAAAUGUGAAUUCCUAAACCCUGGGGGAUCCAUCAAAGACCGUACAGCGCUUGCUUUGCUGAAAGAUGCCGAACAAGGUGGUAAUGUGACAGAUAAAACUAUAUUUGUUGAGCCCACCUCUGGAAAUACUGGUAUUGGAGUUGCCUUUGAAGCAGCACUUAUGGAUAAUAAAAGUAUAAUUAUUACCGGUGAAAAAAGUUCUAAUGAAAAAGUCAGCACCAUGCGUUUGCUCGGUGCCGAAGUAAUUCAGACGAACAAAUCUACCAUUGAAAUAGCCCACAAGAUACAUGACAAAGACCUUCAAAAUGUGGUUAUACUCAACCAGUUUGAAAAUGACGCAAAUCCGCGAGUCCAUUAUGAAACCACGGGAGAGGAAAUUCUAAAUGCUAUGGGAGAAAUAAAUAUGGUAGUCAUGGGAACUGGUACUGGAGGAACUUUAUCCGGCGUGGGUCAUAAAAUUAAAGAGCGCUACCCGAACUGCCAUAUUAUUGUAGCUGAGCCUGACGGCUCUAUCAUAUUUAAUGUUCAUGGAAAGAAACAUCCGUAUCUCGUUGAAGGUAUAGGUGGUUCUAAAGCACCGAUAGUCUUAGAUAAAUCUGUUGCAAAUGGCUACGAGGUGGUCACCGAUGAAGAAUCAUUUUUGAUGGCCAGGGAACUUUGCCAGAAGGAGGGACUGCUUUGUGGCGGAAGCAGUGGAGCCGCGAUGGCAGCCGCAAUAAAAGCUGCAAAGAGAUUGAAACUAGGCUUGGGAAAACGUAUCGUGGUUAUAUUGACUGACGGCAUUCGUAACUACAUGACAAAGUUUGUUUGCAAUCAAUGGAUGGAAGCGCACCUUUUUCUGGACCCCCCAGAACAUACUAUGAGUUGGUGGAAGGACCCCAUUACAAAAAUAACUCCUGGUCAUGAAUAUCCAAAAGUCGAUUCUAAAAUGACUUGUCUGCAGGCAAUAAAAGAAAUGGGAAAGGGAAAUAUAGCAGUUGUAGUAAAUGAAAAAGGAUCGUUUGUUGGAGCUGUUUCAAAAGACAGCUUUAGAAAUUACGCAACAAACCCUACGAAGCUCCCAUACGAAGAUUCGGAAAAUUUUGAUUUUAAUGAAUCGGUAACCAACUACUUAGUGAAAGAUUGUCACAUCUUAGCAAAGAAUGGCAAAAAAAGGAAUGCCGAGUGUCGGCUUGCUAUCCAGGAUAUUGGACAUAACCGACUUUGUUGUUAUUGGAACCAAUGUUUCUAA
Molecule: messenger RNA, 1410 nt
Organism: Pieris macdunnoughi
Lineage: Eukaryota; Metazoa; Arthropoda; Insecta; Lepidoptera; Pieridae
Source: the annotation of a GenBank genome assembly